AUGUCGCGAAAAACAGAGGCAUUUUCAAAUUCGGACCUCUAUGUGUACAAUCUUCAGCCGAAUGUGGUUGAGUCUCUCAAAGUGCUCUACUUCUCCAGUGGCGAAUUUGCUCCCCAGCUGACUGCUGAGUCAUUGGAGACCCAUGUUCAGAUGGAUCAGUCCAAGACUGAGACUGGACGUAAACAGUGUGCGUCAUGUCUGUUUGAACUUGAGAGUCUUUCUGAUGGAGAAAUCAGACAACACUACAAGUCUGAUCUGCACAGGUUUAACAUAAAACGUCGCAAUCUACAGAGACCACCUCUCUCCGAAGUGGAGUUUGACAAGAUUGCUGACACUUUGGACGAGAGCAUAUCUGGUUCUGACUCAGAUGAUGAUCUGGAUGUUAAGGAAGUUGCGAAAAGUGUUCAAAAGUUACAGGUGGUUGACGAAGAUGAGGAGAGCUAUAGUUUCAUGAACACGCGGUCGCCGUUCAUCAUUUUCGCUUCACCACUGCUUCCAGAGGACAAAUGUUUCGGGGUCUACAAGUCUCUUUUUAGUGAGUCUGAGCUCCAGGGAAUUCCUGAACAAGCGCUCAAAAGUUGGAAUCAGAAGCAGAACAAAUUGGGCGAAAUUUCUGCAGUGUUCAUGAUCGGUGGAGGCCAUUUUGCAGCAGCUAUAAUUUCACACAAGCCCAAAAGCACGAAGGGCAACUCCGGUCCUGCAGACUUACUUUUGGAACAGUCUGUUGACCUGAUAGAGCACAAGACAUUUCAUAGAUAUACAACCAGAAGAAAGCAGGGUGGUUCACAGAGUGCCAUGGAUAGUGCAAAGGGAAAGGCACAUUCUGCUGGGUCCACAUUGAGAAGAUACAAUGAAGAAGCAUUACAAAAAGAUGUCAGAGAUUUGAUGGUCAGUUGGAAGGCAUACUUGGAUAAGUGUACAUCCAUCUUCAUAAGAGCCAACGGACCUACUGCAAGAGGUAUCAUUGUUGGGUACGAUGGAUCGCCUAUCAAAAACAAAGAUCCCAGAUUGAGAUCGUUCCCUUUCACAACAAAACGUGCAACCACCUCCGAACUCAAGCGUGCGUGGGUCAACCUGACUUACAUGGUCGUUCUCGAUGUUCCUAAAUCUGAUGAGAAACGGAAACAGAGGUUGUUGAAAGAACGUGAGAGCCUCUUGAAGUCGACCCAGACCGGUCGUCAAUCUCCGGUUAAAGUGGAACUCUCUGUUGACGAAAAGCACACUGCUGAGAUUGCAGGAUUCAUCAAGAAGUCCAAGUCUCCUGCCUUGAUCUCUUACAUGAAGAAGAAUGCCAUUUCCCCAGAGUUUCAGUUAAAACCUGAAUCUCUCUAUCAUAACACCCCGACUAUGCUGCAAUUUGCUGCGGCGAACGGAUCUGCGCAUAUCGUGCGUACUCUGCUUACCAACUUGAAGGCAGACGCCACAGCUAAAAACCAAUCUGGAAGGACAGCUUAUGACCUAUGUCUCAAUAAGGCCACAAAACAGGUAUUUCAGAUUGCUCGCAAUGAUCUGGGAGAGUCAUUUUGCGACUGGGCGGAGGCACAUGUUGAUCAGCCGCUGUCGAAGGAGGAAGUCGACAAGGCUAACAGAGAAGCCAAGGAAGAAGAGGAGAGACAAAAGCAAGACCUAAUCAAAGAGGAAUUGGCCAAGAAGGCCUUAGAGGAUGAAGAGAACAGAAAGGCCAAGUUUGGGCCUCCUAAGGUGCUCGUGGGUGCUUCGCUCUCGCAGAUAAACCUCCAGUCGCUCACACCAGAACAACGAAUGAAGGUGAUGAGGGAGCAAAGAGCAAGGGCGGCAGAGGCCAGAAUGAAGAAGAACUGA
Messenger RNA from Kuraishia capsulata CBS 1993, 1821 nucleotides. RefSeq lists its product as uncharacterized. NCBI's taxonomy places the organism in Eukaryota, Fungi, Ascomycota, Pichiomycetes, Pichiales, Pichiaceae. Bases 1 to 1821 code for a protein of 606 amino acids. The record is from RefSeq and is a predicted model, not a curated record. The transcript has a single exon.